CUGUCACGCCCAGCAGACGCUGGCGCACCUCACCUGCAACCGCGCCGGCCACUGCCACCACCUCCGCGCGACUCUCCUCCGUGUCCCACGCCCAUUGCCGCCAUGACCGUCGCAGAACAGAUAAAAGACAGCGCCGAGAGCGUCAAGGAAGCUGUUGGCCUCGGCCACGGCGCUCCCACUCGCCAAGCCACACGAAAAGAAAUGAGCGAUGCCAAACUACCGCUGGCCUACCGUGACUCGUGCGCCCAUCUUCUCAUCCCACUAAACAAGUGCCGAUACGACAACUACUAUCUAAACUGGAGGUGUCAGGACGAGCGGCAUUCGUAUGAGAAGUGUCAAUAUGAGGAAUUCAAGUUGAGGGUAAAGAAGAUGGAUGAGAUUCGGGCACAAAAGAACGGAGAGCGAUCGAACUAGAUGCAUGCCACAGGACACCCGGGCAAAGUCGAUACCAGUGAUGCUAUACUUAAGCAACACAAUGAGCGCUCCGUUCGCUCCUCGCUGGCCGCUACUGUACAUAUAUCACGGAGCACUAUGACCCAAGACGCUUUGCAUCCAGA
Molecule: messenger RNA, 557 nt
Organism: Cercospora beticola
Lineage: Eukaryota; Fungi; Ascomycota; Dothideomycetes; Mycosphaerellales; Mycosphaerellaceae
Product: NADH dehydrogenase [ubiquinone] 1 beta subcomplex subunit 7
Cellular component (GO): mitochondrion
Source: RefSeq, a predicted model, not a curated record